This is a messenger RNA of Parastagonospora nodorum SN15, 222 nucleotides long. RefSeq lists its product as hypothetical. Lineage: Eukaryota; Fungi; Ascomycota; Dothideomycetes; Pleosporales; Phaeosphaeriaceae. The record is from RefSeq and is a predicted model, not a curated record. The transcript has 2 exons. The coding region runs from base 1 to 222 and encodes 73 amino acids.
AUGUGCACAGAAAUCCUUCACCGCCCGCGCACCUGCCAACACACAAGCUUUCUGCGCUGGGACUACUGCAGCGUCAUCAUCCCCUCCGACCGCGAGCCGGAAGUAGGCCGCGCGUGUCGGCUGUACAAGGUCAAGUACAAGCGCAGCCACGACGGACACAACUGCUUUGAGCGGAUGAGGAAGAUAGCGGUGAGGCUGGGCUGGGUAUUUGGCAGGAAAUAG